GGAACAUUAGGCAGAACCCCAACACACAGUGCCUCUCGACAGGAACGGUGCUGCUGAGCAUCAACGACUUCCUGUGCCGGAGCCAGGCCGACAACAUCAACCUGUUCAAGGUGCAGCGGUACUUGGAGAAGAGCAUGAUCAGCAGGAAGCUCUUCGGCUUCACGGAGCGCUACGGCGCCGUCCUCCCGGCCUCCAAGCAGGAGUCCAAGUUGUCGGGCUUUCAGCGCUUCCUGCAGCACCUGCACGAGGAGGCCUCGGCCACCCAGGCCCCCACAGCCCCCGCAGAGGAGGCCGAGGCCCCGAGGCUGGCCUCCCCGCUGGUGCACAUCGAAGGCUUCCUCGCAGCCCUCACCACCGCCAACCAGGACGGCAGGGUCAUCCUGAGCCAGCAGGGCAGCCUCGGCCAGAGCAGCCUCAGGUUCCUGCUUCUGAACCCCGCGGUGCACUUCGCACAGGUGGUGAGGGAGUGCCGGGCCCUGGUCAUUGCUGGUGGCACCAUGCAGCCGGUAGGGGCCCAGCCCGGCCAGGCCGCGGCGCGGGGUGCCCGCCGGGGCUCGGCAGCUCUGGGGGCGUCUCUCCAGGGCUGCGGCCGGGCAGGCGGCACAGUGACCGGGGCGCUGCUCCUCUCCGUGGUAGGAGGGAAGAUGAGCGAAGGCAUCAACUUCUCGGAUGACCUGGGCCGGUGUGUGGUGAUGGUGGGCAUGCCCUACCCCAACAUCAAGUCUCCGGAGCUGCAGGAGAAGAUGGCCUACCUGGAGCGGACACUGCCUCGGGCGCCGGGCCAGGCCGCGUCGGGCAAGGCGCUGGUGGAGAAUCUGUGCAUGAAAGCCGUCAACCAGUCCAUCGGCAGGGCCAUCCGGCACCAGCAGGACUUCGCCAGCAUCGUGCUCCUGGACCAGCGCUACGCGCGCCCCCAGAUCCUGGCGAAGCUGCCCGCGUGGAUCCGCGAGCGCCUCGAGGUCAAAGCCACCUUCGGCCCGGCCUUCGCUGCUGUGCGCAAGUUCCAUCGCGAGAAGUUGGGGGCCGCCUAA
Dipodomys ordii (Ord's kangaroo rat) is the source of this 1031-nucleotide messenger RNA. Its product is annotated as putative ATP-dependent RNA helicase DDX11-like protein 8. The record is from RefSeq and is a predicted model, not a curated record. Gene Ontology annotation, molecular function: ATP binding; DNA helicase activity; nucleic acid binding. Gene Ontology annotation, biological process: establishment of sister chromatid cohesion; nucleobase-containing compound metabolic process. The annotation marks the transcript as partial. The transcript has 11 exons. NCBI's taxonomy places the organism in Eukaryota, Metazoa, Chordata, Mammalia, Rodentia, Heteromyidae. Gene Ontology annotation, cellular component: nucleus.